AUUUUAUUAGACGGAGGAAGUAAAAUAUUCGGGCUCGAAGACUCAUCCUCUGAUUCCAAAUGCAAUUUUUCCCCCGAGUAGUGUCAUGUGCAACCGUGCAAAAGAGGACAGUGCUACGACACGUGAGGAGUAGAAACAAAUUAACGAUGAGCACAUCAUUCAGCUUAGCUCACACUGCUCACUAGCUACACGCUGACAUACCCUCCUCCAGAGACCUUCUUGUUCCUCCUAUUCGCAUCCCCAUGAACGCAUAUUACCAAGAACAGUAUAUAAGCCCCACAGUCCCCUGUACGUCUGCACACACAUAUACACAAACAGCUACAGUACCUUCUUCCCUUAGCUGAAUUAUCAUCUGAACUUCGACGAUCACCGUCGCCGGAGACGAUGACGAAGCUAGGAGGCGGCGGCGAUGUGAAGUCAUCGUGGUCGAGCGGCGAUGUGGCGACGGCGUGCGGGCUGCUGGCGGUGCAGUUCAUGUUCGGGGUGUACAUGAUGUUCCUGGACGGGCUGCUGGCCGCCGGCGUGCCGUCGCUCUUCAUCAUCGUCGUCGCCUGCGCCGCCUCCUCCGCCGUCGUGCUCCCUUUCGCCGUCGCGCUCGAGAGGAACAACUGGCCCAAGCAAUGGAUCCCCGUGCUGAUCCUCCAGCUCCUCAUCAUCUCCCUCGGAGGGGUGUCCCUGUACCAAGUGUUUAUGAUGCUCGGUGUCGAGCGGACCUCGCCGGCAAUUGCAUCCGCCAUGCCCAAUCUUGGCCCCGGCUUCAUCUUCGUUAUCUCCGCCUGCCUCGGGUUUGAGAGGUUUGAGUGGAGGUGCAAGUACACUAGAGCAAAGAUCCUGGGCACAUUGGUGUGCCUCAGUGGAGCAAUGUGUGUGAGCUUCCUAAAGAAUCCCACUCCCGGCACACCGCCGAAGUCCGUUUCCGGGCCAGGGGAUGACGAAGAGCUCUCCGGUGUAAGCAUCGACAGAGGUUGGGUCCUUGGCUGCCUAUACCUGCUCACCGGAGUCACCAUCUUCGCCUGCAACACCGUCCUGCAGACUGCAGCCCUGAAGAGAUUCCCUGCGCCGCUGUCGAUCUGCGUGAUCACCGCCAUGAUGGGGUCGAUCUUCAGCGCUAUCAUCCAGGUCAUCAUGGAGGGAAACCUCAGCGCGGGCACUGCGAAGAACGUCCCCAGAAUCAUCGGUGAAAUUGUGCUUGUGGGAGGUGUGGUGGUCGGCCUGUGCACAACGUUCCAGGUGUCGAGCAUUGGACGCAAGGGCCCCGUCCUCGUGUCGAUGUUCAGCCCGUUCCAGACCGUCUUCUCGGCGUUCAUCUCCUUCGUUCUUUUUGGUCAGUGGAUCGGCAUAGGAUGCCUUGUGGGAAUUGUGCUCAUGUUCGCUGGCCUUUACGUGGUGCUAUGGGCGAAGAACAGGGAGGACAAGAUGUUCGCCGAGCUCAUGGCACCGUGUGAUGAAGGUGAAUGUGAUAUCGAGAGGCCACUCUUGUAGUGAUGAAUCAUCAAAUUCACUUGCUUGUAGUACUGAAGGGAAAAUGUUAGUGCUAAAGGUUACAACCAAGUACUGAUCAUGUUUACUCCCUCUUUUUGCUGGUAUGUGGUUUGUAUUUUGAAAUGUACUAAAGCCUCCAGUUUUUGCUUUUGUCGGAAUUGCUACAGUUGAAGUUUUUUGCAGCUGCUGUACAAGUUUGAUCCUGAUGGACUUGUGACCUUUCUGUAAAUAUUAUUUCCCCA
This is a messenger RNA of Brachypodium distachyon (stiff brome), 1724 nucleotides long. Its product is annotated as WAT1-related protein At5g47470. The record is from RefSeq and is a predicted model, not a curated record. The coding region runs from base 385 to 1482 and encodes 365 amino acids. NCBI's taxonomy places the organism in Eukaryota, Viridiplantae, Streptophyta, Magnoliopsida, Poales, Poaceae. Gene Ontology annotation, molecular function: transmembrane transporter activity. The transcript has 6 exons. Gene Ontology annotation, cellular component: plasma membrane.